This is a messenger RNA of Drosophila busckii, 826 nucleotides long. Its product is annotated as peptidyl-prolyl cis-trans isomerase. Gene Ontology annotation, cellular component: intracellular membrane-bounded organelle. The record is from RefSeq and is a predicted model, not a curated record. Gene Ontology annotation, molecular function: peptidyl-prolyl cis-trans isomerase activity. The coding region runs from base 145 to 639 and encodes 164 amino acids. Gene Ontology annotation, biological process: protein folding; protein peptidyl-prolyl isomerization. The transcript has 2 exons. NCBI's taxonomy places the organism in Eukaryota, Metazoa, Arthropoda, Insecta, Diptera, Drosophilidae.
GUAGCUGCCCUGCUCAAGAUUUUCAUUCCAGCUUCGGCUUGCCAGCUCAACGGAAUAAAUAUUCUCUGUUGUUUUAUUUAUUUGUUCGUCGUAAAUAAAUUGCCAAAGCUGGCUUUCGUACGCCGUUUGACGAGUGCAGCGAAAAUGAGUUUGCCGCGUGUUUAUUUCGACAUUGCCGCUGGCGGCGAGAAGGUUGGACGCGUCGUCAUGGAGCUGCGUUCCGACGUGGUGCCCAAGACGGCGGAGAACUUCCGCCAGCUGUGCACCGGCGAGAAGGGCUAUGGCUACAAGGGCUCGCCGUUUCAUCGGGUCAUACCAAAUUUUAUGUGUCAGGGCGGAGAUUUUACCAAUCAGAAUGGCACAGGCGGUCGCUCCAUUUACGGCAAUAAAUUUCCAGAUGAGAACUUUCAGUUGAAGCACACUGGUCCGGGCACACUCUCGAUGGCCAAUGCGGGACCCAAUACCAAUGGCUCGCAGUUCUUCAUCUGCACCGACAAGACCACUUGGCUGGACAACAAGCACGUGGUCUUUGGCAAAGUGGUCGAGGGCAUGGAUGUCAUCAGGAAGGUGGAGUCACUUGGCUCCAACAGCGGCAAGCCAUCCAAGCCGAUUGUCAUUGCCGACUGUGGCGACUUGUAAAUUUAAAUAGUUAAUAUAGGCUACACACACACAUAUAUAUAUACAAAGGCUCACGCACACAUACAAUUAACAUAUACGGGGGAUAGUUAGAAAUAAGUUUGAUUAUGCGUAUACAUUUUAGAUUAUUAUGCUAUUAUGGGUUUCAGAUAGACUAUAUAAAUAUAAAUAUUAAUAUAUAUAGAACGGG